Molecule: messenger RNA, 1486 nt
Organism: Capsicum annuum
Lineage: Eukaryota; Viridiplantae; Streptophyta; Magnoliopsida; Solanales; Solanaceae
Exons: 10
Coding region: 289-1386 (365 amino acids)
Cellular component (GO): cytoplasm
Source: RefSeq, a predicted model, not a curated record
CGGGAAAGGAGUAAUUUUUCAAUUUUAUUUCUUAAGAUAAAUAAAAUCUUUUAGGUGUGACAGUGGACGUAUUGGAUUUGCAACCUCAUGUGGUGGGAAGAUUUGGGAGCCAACUAGCCAUAAACCGUACGAGGGAAAAAAAGAAAACAGCAUACGUGUACAAACAAAAGCCAUUACUCGUGCCACCAAUCUUCUCAUGCUACAAACUUCUUGAAAAGAGCCAUUCAGUUUCUCCUUGCAAAAAUUACAGUGUGUUUUGGAUUCUUGAAAGUUCUUUGUAAGUAGAAGAUGGCUUUGCAUUUUAGCAGUGGCUGUUUGUUUUCAUUGAGCCAGAGGAGGAGCGGUCAGAAAAUCAGAGCAGUAACUUCUAAGAGCAGUGUUAUAGAAGACGACAAGGUGAAGCUUGGUGGGUCUGAUUUGAAGGUGACUAAGCUUGGAAUUGGAGCCUGGUCUUGGGGUGACACCAGCUAUUGGAACAACUUUGAAUGGGAUGAUAAGAAGUUGAAGGGUGCAAAGACUGCUUUUGAUGCUAGCAUUGAUUGUGGAAUAACAUUCAUCGAUACUGCUGAGGUUUAUGGUUCAAGGUUCUCAUUCGGUGCGAUAAAUUCUGAAACACUACUAGGAAGAUUCAUCAAGGAAAGAAAAGAAAAAGAUCCAGAGUUGGAGGUUGCUGUUGCAACUAAAUUUGCUGCAUUACCAUGGAGGCUUGGCCGUCAAAGUGUCCUAGCGGCCCUAAAAGAUUCUCUUGCACGUCUGGAACUUUCUUCAGUUGAUCUUUAUCAACUUCACUGGCCAGGAAUAUGGGGAAAUGAAGGUUAUAUUGAUGGUUUAGGAGAUGCAGUGGAGCAGGGCCUUGUAAAAGCUGUGGGAGUAUCUAACUAUAGUGAAAAGCGUCUUCGCAGUGCAUACGAGCAGCUGAAGAAGAGAGGUAUUCCACUAGCUUCAAAUCAAGUCAAUUAUAGUCUGAUAUACAGGUUGCCAGAGCAAAAUGGUGUAAAAGCUGCCUGUGAUGAACUGGGAGUCACGUUGAUCGCAUAUUCACCCAUUGCUCAAGGAGCUUUGACUGGAAAAUAUACUCCAGAAAAUCCUCCUACUGGACCUCGCAGACAGAUAUAUACUCCUGAAUUUUUAACCAAAUUGCAGCCACUCAUAAAUAGAAUAAAGGAGAUUGGAGAAAGCUACAGUAAGACUCCAACGCAGGUGGUCCUCAAUUGGUUGAUUGCACAGGAUAAUGUUGUUCCCAUCCCAGGAGCCAAAAAUGCAGAGCAAGCUAAAGAAUUUGCUGGUGCAUUGGGUUGGAGACUCACUCAACAAGAAAUUGGCCAACUUCGCUCUUUGGCAUCUGAUUUAAAACCUGUUACAGGUUUCCCUGUCGAAAAGUUAUAAUCUGACAACAUUAUUUUUACAUGUACAUUAUUCUUUACCUAUUGUAUUUCACUGUGAUUAUUUAUUUGCAUAGAAAAUGUAAUUCAGAAAGUCUUGGAAA